AUGGCGGGGCGUAUUCUUCCAGUCGCGCUGGCGACGAUAGUUGGUGUAUCAAUUGGAGUAGCUACCUUUGAUGGAGAGUUCAAGAAACAACGAAUAGCACGAAUGGAGGAAGAGUACAAACGGGAACUCGCCGCUGCCGCUGCUGCAAGCACCGCAAAUCCCACACCCGCAGCCUCGAGUAGCAUAGCUUCCUCGCCUUCCACACAGCUACAGACUACGAAAGAGGAGGCCGUAGCCUCUGCACCUGCUGAUAACUCGUGGUCGAACAAGCUCGGACUCUGGGCAUGGAAGAAGGACAACAAGUCGGAAAGUGCGACGGCGACUAGCAACGUUAAACAUCCCAAAGGCAAGCCCUGA
Messenger RNA from Alternaria atra, 357 nucleotides. RefSeq lists its product as uncharacterized. NCBI's taxonomy places the organism in Eukaryota, Fungi, Ascomycota, Dothideomycetes, Pleosporales, Pleosporaceae. Bases 1 to 357 code for a protein of 118 amino acids. The record is from RefSeq and is a predicted model, not a curated record. The transcript has 2 exons.